This is a messenger RNA of Microtus ochrogaster (prairie vole), 2454 nucleotides long. It is a transcript of the gene Pkd2l1, whose product is annotated as polycystin 2 like 1, transient receptor potential cation channel. Gene Ontology annotation, cellular component: membrane. The record is from RefSeq and is a predicted model, not a curated record. NCBI's taxonomy places the organism in Eukaryota, Metazoa, Chordata, Mammalia, Rodentia, Cricetidae. Gene Ontology annotation, molecular function: muscle alpha-actinin binding; calcium channel activity; calcium-activated potassium channel activity. Gene Ontology annotation, biological process: detection of mechanical stimulus; potassium ion transmembrane transport.
AUGGGCUCCAGGUCUCCUGCCACCUCCUUCCCUGUGAAUAUUAUGGAAUGUCUCAAAGGGCAGGAGCGGCAAACACUGGGGAGCGAAGCCUGGGACAAUCCUGUCUACAGCAGCCCCCCUUCCCCAAAUGGGACCCCGAGGAUCUGCACUGUCUCCAGUGGGGCACUCGCCCAGCCUCAAUCCAAGAAGCCUGAAGACGGGUGCCAGGAGAAGACACAGAGAACACUGGUGUCCAGCUGCUGCUUCCACAUCUGCUACAGCAUCAGAGGACUCUGGGGAACAACCCUGACUGAGAAUACAGCUGAGAACAGAGAACUCUAUGUCAAGACCACCCUGAGGGAGCUUGUGGUGUACAUCGUGUUCCUUGUGGAUAUCUGUCUGUUGACCUACGGAAUGACAAGCUCUAGUGCCUAUUACUACACCAAAGUGAUGUCCGAGCUGUUUCUACACACCCCAUCAAACUCUGGGGUUUCCUUCCGGACCGUCAGCAGCAUGGCAGAUUUCUGGGACUUUGCUCAGGGCCCCCUCCUGGACAGUUUGUACUGGACGAAGUGGUACAACAAUCGGAGCCUGGGUGGUGGCUCCCACUCCUUCAUUUACUAUGAGAAUUUGCUGCUGGGGGUCCCGAGGUUGCGGCAGCUGCGCGUGCGCAACGACUCCUGUGCGGUUCACGAGGACUUCCGGGAGGACAUUUUGAACUGCUACGAUGUCUACGCUCCAGACAAGGAAGAUCAACUCCCUUUUGGGCCUUUCAAUGGGACAGCGUGGACUUACCAUUCACAGGAUGAGCUGGGGGGCUCCUCCCACUGGGGCAAGCUUACAAGCUACAGUGGAGGUGGCUAUUAUUUGGACCUUCCAGGAUCCCGACAAGCCAGUGCAGAGGCCCUGCAAGGCCUUCGGGAGUGGCUGUGGUUAGACAGGGGCACUCGGGUGGUCUUCAUCGACUUCUCAGUCUACAAUGCCAACAUCAAUCUUUUCUGUGUUCUGAGACUGGUGCUAGAGUUCCCAGCCACAGGAGGGACCAUCCCGUCCUGGCAAAUCCGCACAGUUAAGCUGAUCCGCUAUGUGAAUAACUGGGACUUCUUCAUCGCGGGUUGUGAGGUCAUCUUCUGUGUCUUCAUCUUCUACUACGUGGUGGAGGAAAUCCUGGAAAUCCACCUGCAUAGGCUUCACUACCUCAGCAGCAUCUGGAACGUUCUGGACCUGGUGAUCAUCUCACUGUCUGUAGUGGCCGUGGGUUUCCACAUUUUCCGAACUCUGGAAGUAAACCGACUGAUGGGAAAGCUCCUGCAGCAGCCAGACACUUAUGCCGACUUUGAGUUCCUGGCCUUCUGGCAGACACAGUACAACAAUAUGAACGCUGUCAACCUUUUCUUUGCCUGGAUCAAGAUAUUCAAGUACAUCAGCUUCAACAAAACCAUGACCCAGCUCUCAACCACACUGGCUCGCUGUGCCAAGGACAUCCUGGGCUUUGCUGUCAUGUUCUUCAUCGUCUUCUUCGCCUAUGCCCAGCUUGGCUACCUGAUUUUUGGGACCCAAGUGGAGAACUUUAGCACUUUCGUCAAGUGCAUAUUCACCCAGUUCCGGAUAAUCCUUGGGGAUUUUGACUACAAAGCCAUCGACAAUGCCAACCGAGUCCUGGGCCCUGUGUACUUCGUCACCUAUGUCUUCUUCGUCUUCUUUGUGCUCCUGAAUAUGUUCCUGGCCAUCAUCAAUGACACAUACUCGGAGGUCAAGGAGGAGCUGGCUGGCCAGAAGGAUGAAUUACAGCUUUCUGACCUCUUGAAACAGAGCUACAAGAAGGCCCUGCUAAGGCUGCACCUGAGGAAGGAACGGGUUUCGGAUGUGCAGAAAGUUUUGGAGGGUGGGGAAUCGGUGAUCCAGCUGGAAGAUUUCACCAACACCUUGAGGGAACUGGGGCAUGCAGAGCAUGAGAUAUCUGAGCUCAAGGCUGCCUUCACCAGGUUUGAUCAGGAUGGGAAUCAUGCUCUGGAUGAGAAGGAGCAGACACAGAUGCGACAAGGUCUGGAAGAGGAGAGGGUGGCCCUUAGUGCUGAGAUUGAGAACCUAGGCCAGUCCAUUGGAUAUAGCCUACCAGGUGAAUCGGGCACAAAAGCUGCUGGAGGAAGACACUGGGUUUCUGAAGAAGAAUUCUACACGCUCACAAAGAGAGUUCUGCAGCUGGAGAGUAUUCUGGAAGGAAUCGUGUCCCAGGUUGAUGCUGUAGGCUCAAAGUUGAAGAUGCUGGAGAGCAAAGGGGACCUGGCUCCCUCCCCAGGAAUGGAGGCACUAGCUGUUUGGAAAAACCUGUAACCAGUUCUAGUUGUCACUCCAGCCCCCUUGGGAGUCCAGAGCGGGCAGGAGAAUGGAAACGGGAUUCUAAAACAUCAGACAGCAAGUUCCUCUCUCUGUGCCUUCCCAGAAGCUGCUUCUCCUAUGUCCCCUGCCCCCUGA